Messenger RNA from Pyrus x bretschneideri (Chinese white pear), 1648 nucleotides. Its product is annotated as patellin-6. Gene Ontology annotation, molecular function: lipid binding. NCBI's taxonomy places the organism in Eukaryota, Viridiplantae, Streptophyta, Magnoliopsida, Rosales, Rosaceae. The record is from RefSeq and is a predicted model, not a curated record. The transcript has 4 exons. The coding region runs from base 217 to 1449 and encodes 410 amino acids.
UCUCCCCUCUCAAAUCCCUCUCUUUUUCAACCUCUCUUUUCUGCGCUUCUGUCUCUUCCGAACUCGUUCUCUGCAAUAAUCAUACUCCCAGAAGAACUCUCUGAGCUCUCAGAGAAUCGAAAACCACACCUUCCUCCUCUGAUACCGCAAACCCAGCACCUCCGCCUGCCUUUCCUCGCAGAGGUUCCAUCUGGGUAUCUCUCAAAGCCCCAAAAAAUGGAACAUAAAACCCCUCUGCAAACCCUCCCCGAAGCCUCCCCAAAACCCAGCAAGAAAAGCUUCGUCACAUCUCUAAUGUCCCCCCGCAACCCCUCCUUCCAAGAAGACACCUACGUCGUCUCCAACCUCAAAUCCUCCGAAAAGAAAGCUCUCCAAGAACUCAAAGACAAGCUCUCCGCCUCGGACUCCGCCUCCGCCGCCAUGUGGGGCAUUCCUCUUCUGGGCAACGACGAAAAGGCCGACGUUGUCCUCCUCAAGUUCCUCCGGGCCCGGGACUUCCGCGUCCCCGACUCCUUCGCCAUGAUUACCAAAUGCCUGGCGUGGCGGAAGGAGUUCGGUGCCGACGGCGUCGUGGAGGAGGACUUGGGUUUCAAGGAGCUGGAGGGGGUGGUGGCCUACAUGCACGGAUACGACAAACAGGGGCACCCUGUCUGCUACAACGCCUAUGGAGUUUUCAAAGAUAAGGAAAUGUAUGAGAGGAUUUUUGGGGACGAUGAGAAGCUGAAGAAGUUUCUGAGGUGGAGGGUUCAGGUCCUUGAGAGGGGAAUCAAUGCUCUACAUUUUAAGCCCGGCGGGAUUAAUUCGAUUAUUCAGGUCACUGAUCUGAAGGACAUGCCUAAGAGGGAGCUCAGAGUUGCUUCCAAUCAGAUCCUCUCUCUGUUUCAGGACAACUAUCCUGAAAUGGUCGCAAGAAAGAUUUUCAUCAACGUGCCAUGGUACUUCAGUGUGUUGUAUUCUAUGUUCAGCCCAUUUCUGACUCAAAGAACAAAGAGCAAGUUUGUGAUAGCAAAGGAAGGAAAUGUUGCUGAAACACUCUACAAGUUCAUAAGGCCCGAGGACGUUCCGGUUCAGUAUGGCGGCCUGAGUCGACCGAGUGAUGCGCAAAACGGCCCCCCCAAACCGGCUUCCGAGUUCACCGUCAAAGGAGGAGAGAAAGUGAACAUACAGAUUGAGGGGAUUGAGGCUGACGCAACAAUCACAUGGGACAUAGUCGUGGGAGGGUGGGACUUGGAGUACACUGCAGAGUUUGUGCCAAGUGCAGAAGGCAGCUACACCAUCCAAGUGGAGAAGCCAAGAAAAGUGAUGCCCUCCGAAGAAGCAAUCCACAACUCCUUCACUCCUCGUGAAGCAGGGAAGAUGGUUUUCUCAGUCGACAACUCUGCCUCCCGCCGGAAAAAGGUAGCUGCAUAUCGCUACAUUGUCCGCAAAUCCGCCCCCGUCCAAAGCUAACUUCAACAACUGCGAGGGGAUUCAUUAGUUAAACUUGUAGUAGUAAGGUUUUUGAUUUUGCAGUUUGCUUGCUAUGUUGUUUUUUAGGGUUUAAGCAAUGGUUGUGAACCUUGUUAUUUUGUCUGCUUGAAAGUACUUGUAAUGUAUAAAAGGAUGCAUGAUAUAUUUAUACUAUUAUUAAGAGAACUUUCCUUGUCAA